Molecule: messenger RNA, 3363 nt
Organism: Salvelinus namaycush (lake trout)
Lineage: Eukaryota; Metazoa; Chordata; Actinopteri; Salmoniformes; Salmonidae
Product: ectonucleoside triphosphate diphosphohydrolase 7-like
Exons: 12
Coding region: 291-2180 (629 amino acids)
Biological process (GO): nucleoside diphosphate catabolic process
Cellular component (GO): membrane
Molecular function (GO): nucleoside diphosphate phosphatase activity
Source: RefSeq, a predicted model, not a curated record
ACAUAUUCAUUCUUUGUUAAAUUGCAGUCAGUGGGUGAAUUGAGAUUAGUUUAGCUUGUAGAGCUAACAAUUUACUGGCAAGUAAUACGUCUUACAUAACGUAAAACACUGUUUAAAUAAUAGAUGAACUAGUUGGCAGAGCAACCUGGACUCAGGGGUAGACGUAACACGGCGGGGAAGUAAAAUAUGAUCACCAGGGGAAAGCAACACCUGGGUCCACGUAGUACGUUCCCAACCAUGAGGAGGUGACAGCCAGCUAACUCUGCUGCUAGGUCUUGCUGCUUGGACAUAUGGCAAGGAUCACUUUCUCAUGCCUGCCAGCCUCCUGGUACUGCAGUGUGUCCUUGCUGUCUCUGGGCUGUGUGCCCAGGCAAAGGGCCUUCUUCCUGGUGUUCCUCACCUGCUCUGCCCUGGUUUUCCUGGGGGUCUACCAGACUGAGCUCUGGGGGCCCCAGCGCCACAGGGGACACGUCAACAAAUACCUCUCAUCUGUGGAGACCAUGGAGGCUACUGAUGUCACCAACGCAGCUCUAAACUACGGGAUCGUGGUGGACUGCGGCAGCAGCGGCUCCAGGGUGUAUGUGUACUACUGGCCCCCCCACCAUGGAAACCUCCACACCCUGCUGGACAUCAGGCAGAUGAGGGACCACGACCGCCACCCUGUGGUCAAGAAGAUCAAACCUGGUAUUUCCACUAUGGCGCUGAGCCCAGCCAAGGCCAGUGACUACCUCCAUCCCCUCCUUUCCUUCGCUGCCACCCAUGUCCCCAGGAAGAAACACAAGGAGACUCCCCUCUAUAUCCUCUGUACUGCUGGCAUGAGACUGCUGCCUGAGAGUCAGCAGGCUGCUAUCCUGGAGGACCUGGUAAGAGAUGUUCCAGUGGAGUUUGACUUCCUGUUCUCCAGCUCCCAUGCAGAGGUGAUCUCUGGGAAACAGGAAGGUGUGUAUGCAUGGAUUGGUAUUAACUUUGUGUUGGGACGCUUUGACCAUGCGGAGUACGAAGAUGAUGCAAUGGUGGAGGUCACUACAGGGUCACAGAACCAUCACCCAAUUAGCCGGCGGCGUACAGUGGGCAUCAUGGACAUGGGCGGAGCCUCGCUGCAGAUAGCCUAUGAGGUGCCUAGCGCGGUCCACUUCAGUUCACCUGAACAGGAGGAGUCUGGUAAGAGCCUGCUGGCAGAGUUUAACCUGGGCUGUGAUUCAGAGCACACGCAGCACGUCUACCGUGUAUAUGUCACCACAUUCCUGGGCUUCGGGGGGAACAUGGCUCGACAACGCUACGAAGACCAGCUGGUCAACUCCACCAUCACCAAGAACAGACUGACAGGCGAUCAGACAGGCAUGAUGGAAGCCACGCCCCUUGCAGACCCGUGCCUCCCUGUCGGCCUAUCAGACGUGGUGCGUCGGGACGGCCGUGCGGUCCACCUGAGAGGGCAGGGGGACUGGGCGCGGUGCCAGGGAGCAGUCAGGCCUUUCCUGGGUCUCCACAACGGCACCAUGGGAUCCCCCAGGGGGGUGUACCAGGCCCCCAUCGACUACAGCAACUCAGAGUUCUAUGGCUUCUCUGAGUUCUUCUACUGCACCGAGGAUGUACUGAGGAUGGGGGGACCGUACGACAGCGCCAAGUACUCCAAGGCUGCCACGGACUAUUGUUCCACUAAGUGGUCAACCCUCACCAAGCGUCUAGACAGCAAGCUGUUCUCUAAACAAGCGGACUCCUCCAGACUGAAGUACCAGUGUUUUAAGUCAGCCUGGAUGUUCCAGGUGCUCCACUCAGGCUUCAGGUUCCCUAAGGACUACCCCAGCCUGAAGACUGCUCAGCUGGUCUAUGACAAGGAGGUGCAGUGGACCCUGGGAGCCAUCCUGUUUAAGACACGCUUCCUGCCUCUCAGGUCAGUAGGCACUUCUUGUGUGUGUCUGUCUGUGUGUCUGUCUGUUAUUAAUCCAUCUCUCCUCUCCAACAGGGACCUCCAGGCAGAGUCGUUUAAACAGGGCCACUCCAACUGGCUGCGUUCCUCCUUCGUCUACAACCACUACCUGUUUUUUGCCUGUAUCCUGGUGGUCCUGCUGGCCAUUCUGCUGUACAUCCUCCGCCUCCGCAGGAUCCACCAGCGAGAACAGAGGCAGGCUGAGGCCCUGGACCUGCUCUGGGUGGAGGAGGGGGAGGCUCUUCUGGCCUGAUCCAGGAUCAGUUUAGACUCUGAAUCUUUCUUGACCUGAGGCCUUGGGUGUGGGGGGGGGUUACUGAUCUAGGAUGAGUCGAGAUGCUCUCAGUAACUGGUGUUCAUAGCCUGGUAUGCACAGCUCUAGGAUCAACCUUUCACCCUCUGAGUUGUAGGCUUGACUGGUGCUCUAUUUGUUAAGAGGCACUGAUCUAGGAUCAGAUGAUCAACCGCAAAUCAUGACCUUGACUGGAACCAACGGCCUGUUGGGACAAUGAUCUAGGACCAGCUUAGUCACGCUGAAUCAUAACGUUGACUAAUGGCUAGAAAUGCAAUAGCAACGUCAUCCUACAACGAAGGUUUGAAUUAUGGGGGUGCUGGACACUCCCGUUUUUACACAUCUUUACACCCCAGAUACAGAUAUCAACGUUGACCUGACCGUGAGCUCCCUCGUAAAACAGAAAAUAUCAACCAAGGUCCAAAUCACUAUUUAUAGUAACCUCUGACCUAGAGUGUUGAUGUAAACAUAAGUAGGAGGGGCCAUGGAACUGGAACCUUCAAAAGGGGGAGGAGAAUUGCAGGAUGUGGGCGAAACAUCAUAAAGAGAGAACUGGAUCGUUAAAACAACGAAACAGGAAAAUCCCAACAGGUGAAAGACUGAGGACUGAGCCAUUCUAUUUCUAUUGUAGAUUAUUCACUGUUGCAGAGGGACCACUGUAUUGGCCAUUUUGUGUGAAGGAAGGUGAAGCUUGACGUUUGAGGCUGAAGUUGUCCUUAACCACAGAUCUAGAAUCAAGUAACCUACUCCUAAUCCUAACCUUAACCAUUAGGGGAAUGCAAAUAAAAUCUGACCCUGUAUCUGUGGUUAGGGGUAACUUCUAGCUACUCUUUGUUAAAAAGGGUGCCUUUAUGAUUGUCUGUUUGGACAGUAUUGUAACCAUGACGAUACAAACUGUGUGUCUGACCAGUAUACUUCCUGUAAAUCUCACAAACAGGAAGUGCAUUAAUUCCUUAAUAAUCCCACUGUGGUAAUGCUUUUGAUUUGAAGCUUUCAAAUAGAAAAAGGCUUUAUUGAUUUGUAUUGAAAAACUACAAUGAGGAAUCAAACAUGGGGCGGCAGGUAGCCUAGUGGUUAGAGCGUUGGGCCAGUAACCGAAAGGUUGCUUGAUCGAAUCCCAGAGAUGACAAGGUAAAAAUCUGUC